Oppia nitens is the source of this 1335-nucleotide messenger RNA. RefSeq lists its product as uncharacterized. The record is from RefSeq and is a predicted model, not a curated record. The transcript has a single exon. The coding region runs from base 1 to 1335 and encodes 444 amino acids. Lineage: Eukaryota; Metazoa; Arthropoda; Arachnida; Sarcoptiformes; Oppiidae.
AUGGUACCCGGAUCAAUUGGCCAGGAUGUAGUGGAUGCUAGUAUUGGCAAAGUGAACCAGAUCAAAUUGUUUGCCGAUGACUUAGGUUUUCUAUUUAGACUGGCAUUAGUUGAAAGUAAUUUCGGUCAAAAUGCACAUACAUUUGCUAAYAAUAAUAAUAGCAWGAAAAACACUGAUCAGCAAAAUAUAUGGUCAAUAGAUGAGGAAAAAUUUGAUGAAACACAAGACAUUGUCAAACAUCCGGAAUUGUUUAAGAUUUACUAUGAAUUGGCCGAUAAAUAUGAUAUCGAUUGGCAAUCAAUGGAUUUAGACGAUAUGCAAAAACCAAUGUACGCGGCAUUGGCUGCUAAAAUGUUUUUGAAUUUAACCGGACAGCCUAUACCCGAAACAGUAGAGGACCAGGCUCAGUAUUGGAAACAACAUUAUUCAACCGRUGCUACUGUCGAUGAUGUUCAACAAUUUGUCCGGGAUGUCUACAAAAUUGAAGAUCUAUUUGAAUGUACGCCACAUAUUAAUCUAUGUUAUGUAUUGGACGGAUCCAAUAGUAUUUAUCCCAACGAUUUUGAAAUGGCUAAAGAGUUUCUCUAUAAGGUUACCGAAAAACUUAGUUCACAAAACGGUCAAUUUUGUUUAGUAGUAUUUUCAACUACUGUUGAAACGGUAUUUGAUUUUCAAGAAUCAGAUAAAUCAAAGAGAUUGGARAAAAUAAAAAAUCUAAUACAUCCGAGAGGUAUGACCAACACUCGGGACGGUAUUCAGCGAACCGUCGACAUUAUGAAGGCGUCGAAAACUUUUCCCUAUAAGACAAUGUUUGUGUUGACWGACGGCGAGUCUAACUAUCCGCCCGGUGUUCAGCCGGCUGUAGGCAAUGCUCAGACAGAAAAUAUCAGAAGUUGGGUCUGGGGUGUCGGCUCUGGUGUUAAAGUUACCGAACUGAUUGAAAUAGCCUACAAUUUACCGGAAAAUGUCAAACAAUUAACAAAAUUCAGUUCAAUGCUUAGCUUUUUAUAUGAUUUCAAAAAAGCUGUUUGCGCUGAACCRUUGUUAUUGAAAAUUGGCGAUAUUUUUUACGAUACGAGUAUUAAAGCGGAAAAACGAUACUAUGAAUUGGAUUUACCGACAACUGGUAACGGYAUYAGCCUAUCCSUACAGACAACUACUGGCAAACUAAUUGGUUAUUAUGCAUACAGUACUAUACAUCCAUCGUCGGCACAUUUAGACGGCCAAUUUACUGACAAUAUUAACAUACCCGUCCAUACUAACGGUAAAGUCUAUGUGGCUAUUGAAGGCCAGAAAACAGCUAACGCUUAUAGUAUUUUAGCGACUAAUGCUUAA